Messenger RNA from Daktulosphaira vitifoliae (grape phylloxera), 1870 nucleotides. RefSeq lists its product as uncharacterized. Gene Ontology annotation, cellular component: MSL complex. The record is from RefSeq and is a predicted model, not a curated record. The transcript has 3 exons. The coding region runs from base 87 to 1010 and encodes 307 amino acids. Gene Ontology annotation, molecular function: ubiquitin protein ligase activity. NCBI's taxonomy places the organism in Eukaryota, Metazoa, Arthropoda, Insecta, Hemiptera, Phylloxeridae.
UAAAUUUUACAAAGUGUGAUUAUAAAAUCGGUUUAUUAUAUUUUAAGUUAAUUUUGAUAGAGUUUGUGGAGUUUUUUUUUUGAGCCAUGGAACUUAUUAAUAGUUAUGUAGUGGCUAGCCGAUUAGUUUUACAAGCAGAUUCUACAGAUCCAGUAAGCUGGCAAGAAUUACAUACACUGUUACUUUACCUACAUGAUAACUUAUUAUGUCAAGUAUGUGAAAAGUUAAUUGAUGAUUCUUAUUCUCAUCCUAAAGGACUGAUAUGUAAAUCAUGUGCUAAAAAUCUUAAAAUUGAACAACCAACUUGGUCAAUCAUUCAGUUUUACAAGAAAUUAUGUUCUUAUAUUCAUAAAUCGCCUUUAUUUAAUGCAAUGUGCAUAAGGAUUGAAGAUAAUUGUCUUGUAGAACUAAUAAUUAAAGUAUUAGGUUUACCAAAAACCACCAAUCAUAAUGGAUGGAUUUCUAAUGAAAAUUUUGAAGGAUUAGAAAAACACAUUAAUAAUGAUCUACAUUUACCAUCUGAUGUUCAAUUAUCUGUUGAUGAUUCAAGAAAAAAUGGGAUUUUAAAUUUACAAAUAUUAUCAGAUGUUCGAACAAAAAAUGAUAGGAUUCAAGUUCAACAAAUACAAAAUAUUAUACCAAAAAAAAAGAAGACUACUCGGCGUUGGGGUUGUCGCUGUGGUAAUGCAACAACUACACCUGGAAAAUUAACCUGUUUUGGUCAACGCUGUCCUUGUUAUAUUGAGCAAAAGUCAUGUGAUAUGUGCAAGUGUCGAGGGUGUAGAAAUCCUCGCCCUAAACCAACAAAUGAUGAUAAUAAAGAAGUUGAUAAAAUACGUCGAAAGCCUGUAACAUUAGAGCUGGUAUCAUCUUUAAAGCCUUCACAUAUUAAAAGCAAAACGACUUACACAAUGAGUGAAAUAUUACAAUUUCCAACACAUAGUAAACAUUUUGAACAAGAUACUGAAGUAACUUUAGGUCGUGUCAACUCAAUUUUUCAUUCUCCUUAGUGAGCUGUUAAGCUGUUAAUUGAGAAUGUAUAUCAUUUUUUAAAAUCAAAUGGAUUAAUAAACCUAAGUUACAUUUUAAAGUAUUCCACAAAAUUUACCUUUUAGUUAAUUAGGAAAAAUUAAUUAAUUUUUUUGUGUAACUAUAAAAUUAAUAUAAUCAUCAUAAUACACUUGCUAUAUUUAGUAUUUUAAAUCCUAUUUAUAUUUAUAUAAUUUUUUUUUAUUGUAUAAUGUAUACAAAGAUAAAAACUGCAAAUUAUAAACAAGUCCUGAGAAAUUUAAAGAUAAUUGCAUGUACUAUUUAAUGUUACCUCUCUCAAUUCUAAUAUAUGAAAAGGUUUAUGAAUGUAUUAAUCUGCUUUAAAGAAUAUUUCAUUUAUACCAUUAAAUAUAUAGAUAAUUUAUCUGUGUAUUCAAAUAUAUAUACAGGUACAAAUUUAGGUUGACUAGAGAUCUUUAAACUCCUUGAAAUUUUCCAUAGCUUGAUUUUAGAUAGAUUUUUUUUUAAUGUAUGUGCACUUAUAUAACAACUCAUACAAUUUUAUUUUUAGAGAGGCUAUGUCAAAUUUUGAGAAGUUCUAAAGUCUCUAGGCCCUCACGACUUUACUUGCAAAUAAAUUUAUAUUUUAUUAAUAUUAAAAAAAUAACUAUACCUACUUUGACAAAACAACUUCAUGGAAUAAAACUUGUACGUAAUUUUAUAUUACAUUGUAAAUAAAAUCUAGACAUUUUAUUUUAAAAAUUAAUAAAAAAAAUUGUUAUUAAGUGAAUUAUUUUAAAAUAUGUAUUUAUGUUUUAUUAGUAUAUUAUAUGAUAUUAUUGUAAAUUGAUAAACUAUUAUUGUUAACUAGUCAUUAGGA